UUUGUUGAUGUGAUCCCAUGUGCACGAGAUUAUCUAAUUGUUAGUUAACUUAAGAUAAUUAAUUAUUUUGAUGAUACAAUUAAUUAGAGCUUGUUACAUGGGAUCACAUCGGCAAUUCUGCGAGAUCUUGGUUAUUUGUUAAGAUUUUAGUGAAUAAAAGCAGUUUACCGUUUUUGCUGAAAUUUGUAAAUUUGUUGUAGUUAUGUGGAACAUAAAAAUACCUAGUUUAAUUAAUUAGUUACGUGAAUUUGACCACAUUGGAUGCUAUUCGGCCCGUUUAAUUGGGACUUUUGGUGAAUUUUCGGAUUUUCUCAAGUAUUUCUCAAAUAUUCUUGAGUUAUGUCGUCCAGAAAGGAAUCGAAAUUCUGCGACGACUACGAUGACGACGACUUUUACAACGCCAGGCAUAAUGCCUAUGAUCAAAAACGUCAACCCAACCAUAACCCACGGCCAGCAGAAGGCCCUCCUGUUUGGACGAAUCCGUUCCUUUCAACAACUGAAAAUCUGUCACGAUUCAUCAAAUUGGAACCAGAGGAAGCUACGACGUCGGCAUCGAUUAUACCAAGAUUUAUUAAGCAGGAGAAGAAUACCGACACUGUGACCACUACAACCGUCGUAAAAAAGGAGUCGAGUCGGAUUGCUGACGUCAAUGUGGACAUUUUUCCCGAAGGAAUCAACAAUCUCUGCGGACCAAAGAAGGCCAAAAACAAGAUCAAAGUGGAGAAAACGGUCGUCGCCGAGACGAGCAGAACUUUUGCCGUAAAAAUUGAGAGGACACCAGUGCCACCAGUUCUGCAGUCAAAAAGCCUCCACCGCAGUUACAGUAAUCAACCAGACGUCAAAAUUAAUCCUGUAAACAAUCCUUUCAAAAUUUGCAAUUUCCUAAAUUCCACAAAAUCGAAAUUUCAAUCCGACGUCAAAAUUAACACUUCCAACCCCCGCCCCAACAAUUACAGCGGUCAAUCUGACGCCAAAUCUAACAGUGCCACCUCCAGUAUCAAAUCUGAUCCUGCUCGUCCGGUUCCCUUCAGGUCAACCAAACUCACUGACCCAAACCCACUGCCUCAAAGGAUUCAGAACAAGGUGGCACGCCGCUUGUCAAAUCCGCAAAAUAUGACGGAUUCUGAGAGAGAGUCGCGACGUCGUCAACGGUACAAGCGCGACAACACGCUCGGGUAUGAGGGCCGGAGUCACCAUCGGCACGCACAUCAGGCCGAACGACAGAAAGAGUAUGAACGUUAUAUGAACGGCGGUCAAAAAGACGACGACGACUCCGAUGAUUACUACAACAGAGAUUAAAUUUAAAACACCUCAAUUAUUUCUCGGUGUCUGCCGUAAAGUUGAAACUCAAUUUAUUUUUGCUCAAAAUUCGAACUUUCGAUCGAGUUCUGACUCCAAUCUUCAAGUUUUCAUCCUGUCGCCAUUUCUCAAUUCUUGCCAGAUGAAUUGAACUGCGGUUAUCUUGCUAUUUCUCUCACUGUCUCUGCCGAACACUUUCAUCGGUCAUCGAUUUAAUUACGCCACUACAUAGUGUUCUUUUAAUUAAGUUAGAUUUUCAAAAAAUAUCCACCUGAAAACUAGAAAAUAUUGCCAAAAAUAUUUAUCUUCAGAUUUUCUAAAGUUCAAUAGUGUAUAAAUAGUUUAUUUAAUUGUAUUGGUGGUGGUGUUAGUAUUAGUUUUACACUAAUUAGUAUGCAAAUUAGUAGCAAUUGUAGCAAAGUUUAAGAGCAAUAAUUUAUACAACUUAUUUAUGUAGUUCUAGUAGAAGUAGAACAUUAAUAUGUUUUAUCUUGCCAAGCGUGUUCUUGUAAACUUUACAAAUUUUACAAAACUAAAAACCCUGCCUUCAACAGUAUCAAAAUACUAUUUAUAAUUCUAAAUAACAUCUUCACUAGUUGCCUUAAUUAUAAUAAUAAUUAUAAUUAUGUAAUAAUAGGAGCUCUCAAGGCUCAAAAAAUGAGCGAAAUGAGCAAUGAGCAGAAAAAUAAAAAAUCCGAUUUUUCUGCUCAAACCUUGAACGUACCACUUUUUUUAUCGAUCAUAAUUCUUGAGAAUCGUGAUUUUUAUUUGUUGGAAGUUCAAUCAUUUGUUUAUCAUUUUCAUGGUUCUAAAUUCAGUUUCAUAAUUCACAAAAUGUCGAAAAUAACUGAACGUUAAGAGACAUUUGAAUUUUUAUCAUUUAUUAUUUAUUUAUUUUUAUGUGGUCGUAAUAUGGAUUUGAACAACAAGCCCAUGAUAUUUUCAAGCUAAUAUUGCAGGAGAAUUAAAACGAACAGAGCAUUUAUCUCAAAUAAUUCAUUUUAUGCAGCAGCAAUAAACAACUAUAAAUCUCAUAUUUAGGACUUUCUUCGCAGUUAAGGGCCAAAGCAUCUUGGAGACGACGAAGGGAUUCAGUGCGUUUGGCCACCUGCUCAAACAUUUUUUUGCGAUUAAGGAUAUGGUCAUUCGAAAUUAUAUGUGGACAAAAAACUAUCAUUUACCUUAAAAGUGUAAUUGUCGACGACAUAGAUGAUGUGCUGUGUCAAUUUUUAUUUGUGGUUUCCAGCGAAAAGUUUUUCUGCCGUCUAUUACCUCUACAACGCCACGUUUGUUACGACAAACGACGGGAUUUGCAACUUUUUCGACACUGGUACCCUUAACCUUGGUCUUGGGACCAAUAAUGAUAAGGAAAACAUGUUUUAGAAAAUUUUACUCAAUUUUUAAACGAAAAAUUUAAGUAAACAAACAUCUGAUGUGCUGGUGUGGUGAUGGAGGAGCAGAAUGAGCAGGAUUAUGAGAGCAAAAAUCAACCUAAAACUCGAUUUUUUUGUUGAGCAAGAAAAUCUGAUUUUGAGCGAAAUCGCAUGCGCACAGCCGAGCAGAAAAGAUCAGAAUGAGCGAUGAGCAGAAAAAUCUGAUCUUUUUUAGAGCUUUGAGAGGACCUAAUUACUUCAAUUCACUUAAAUCUUUAUAACCUUGUAAACUUACUUUCCCGUUUCGAAAAAUAUGUAUUACAAAGUCUAGAGAUCAACGCUGUCUCUAUAUCUUUAAAUAUUUUGUCAAAUCCUUUCACAAAAUUGCUGAUUUUGCGAGCCCGGCGAAGCCGGGUGAAGCAAAAUCUAGAUUUUGUGAGUCUUCCGAGUACGAAAGACAUCACGGAGUAUAGUUGGUAGUGGUCGACCUCCAGGUAUCAGGGAGACACUACGCGCCGCCUAGUUCACAGAAAUGCACUUAAAAAACAACUACCACACUCACAUGCUCACACCACACCAGUCACAAUGCAUAGUUUUAAAGAGCGAAUCGACUUUAUGAAUAUUGUGGGGGUGGGAUGGAGGGCCGUGAUGUCUUUCGUACUCGGAAGACUCACAAAAUCUAGAUUUUGCUUCACCCGGCUUCGCCGGGCUCGCAAAAUCAGCAAUUUUGCUUCGUAUUCCUCAUACUCCGACAUCACGGAGUAUAGUUGGUAGUAGUUCAAAGCAAAGUCGAUGAGCACAGGUCACGGAUUAUUUUACACGUUAUUUAUUAUUAUAAAUUCAUACUUUGCUUAUUACAUACACACCGUACAAGAUUCUUAAAUAUUCAAAUUGACAUAACUAUUUUACCAAAUUCAGAGGGAUCCUCAAAUGGACGAUUAUAGUACAAUGCAAAUGAUUUGGAGUUAUCUGUCCAACCAACCCUUUUAAAAAUAGUAUCUACACUGACCCCUUUAGCUGCCGCUUUAGAAACGGAAGCGUGCCUAAAACUGUGAGCAUGAAAGGUAUGCACAUUAAUUCCAGAUUUCUCCAAAACUUCACACAACCAGCGACUGACAGUCUGUGAUGUCACAGCUUUAUGAGGCUUACAAAAGCUUAUAAAUAAUUGUAACUCAUUACCUCGAAGACUUUUAGUCAUAUCCCUAUACAUUUUGAGAAUAGUUACAGGACACAAACUUUUAUCAUGGUAGGGUGGUACAAAUAAUACUGGGUUAGAUCUAUUAACAAUUGUUGUCUUUAAAAUACUACUCAGUCUAAUUUGAAUUGUCUCCUCCCAAACAAUGUCGUUUAACUUAAUGGAACAAAGGGUCUGGACACGUUGACCAGUGCAUAAUGCUAACAAGGCAAUAGAUUUAAGAGUAACUAUUUUAAGACUAAAUUCUGUCCAUCCCUUGAGAAAUUUAAGUACAAGAUCAGGGUUCCAUGUAAAAUCAUACCUAGGUCUUGGUGGCCUCAAUCGACUCACUCCUUUCAUAAAAUCGACGAUCAAUUUAUGCUCACCAAUUGCACAAUUAUCAAUUUUUCCAAAAACAGACGACAGUGCUGAUCUAGUAGAAUUAAGAACAAAAUAACUCAAGCCAUCGUAAUAUAAUUUACUUAAGAAUAUCAAAUAAUGACUAAUAUUAACUUCCCACACCGACCAAUCCUUUGAUUUACAAAACGAAGCCCAUUUUGAUAACGCCGACUCAUAUUGUCUCCAAGUUCCGUCUGAUUUUGAUGACUUCUUUUGAUUAUUUCUAAAACUUCCACAGGAAGAUCCAAGUUUUUCAUGACCUGCCUGACAAUACUGCUACCAACACCGCUAGCUUCGAAUUGACUUGUUUCUCCUCCCUGCAAGAAGGAUUAAAUAAUAAAUUCUUGUUCGGACCCAUUCUUAAAAUUGGUGUCACAGCAAAACGCUUAAAUAGUGGGUACCACGGCUGAGUUUUCCAGUCAGGUACCACCAAAAUCCCUUUGCAUUUAUCUCGACGUAUUUUAUUAAUAACUCUUGCAACAAGAUUAAACGGUGGAAAUGCGUAAAAGUUGUCUGUCCACCUAAAUGCAAAUGCGUCUACCCCUUCACCCGAAGGAUCAGGUUUAAAUGAAUAAAAUCUGCUGCAUUGAGUUGUAUUAUGAGAUGCUAACAAGUCUAUCUCUGGCAUACCAAAUGUCUCUGUUAUUUUAAUAAAAUAUUUUGAACUUAAUUUAAACUCAGAGGAAUCGUUUGACAUUCUGGAUAAUUUAUCGGCUAUGAAAUUAUCUUUUGUAUUAAUGUAAUUCGCAGACAAAAUUAUUUCCCUUGAUUCGGCCCAUUGCCAAAGCUUCUUCGCCACAUCAUGUGCACCCGUUGACCUACAUCCUCCAAACUUGUUAACGUAGGCUAAAGCAGUGGAACUAUCUGUACGAAUAAGGACAUGAAUUUUCUCUGAAUGAACCAAUGACUUUACACCAUAAAAAAUCGCCCAGAGUUCCUUAACAUUUACAAACUUCUCGGGACAUGAAAGUCCCGAGAAGCUCCAGACCAAAAUCCAUAAGUCUUAAUAUCGCUUGCUUCAAUCCAUGCCCCCCAUCCGGUGGGCGACGCAUCUGUUGUUAUAAUACAGUCUGGAUCUGGUUGGUGUAAGCAACUAAAUGAACCUGGAAUAUUAGAGAUCCACCAAUUUAAGUCUAAAAUUGCGUCUUCGGAUAGAAUGAGCGUUUCAUUCCAAUUUCCAGAUUUCUCUAAGGCAGCAGCCUUUUCUUGCUCCAAUUGUUUAGUGUACAGCAGCCCAUAUUUAGUAGCAGGGACUGCGGAGAUUAAUGUGCCAAUUAAUUCUGCUAAUUUCCUAACGCUCAUAUGAGGUCUCAAAACUGCCUCAGAACACUUUCUAACGACUCUGUCGCACUUAUCCUGUGGUAAAUACAGCCGCAUGUCUGCAGAAUUAUUACCAAAUAGCCACUCAGCAUGAGGGAUCUAAUUUUUCACAAAUUUUGCAUAUUAAAAGUCACCAAAUUAUCAUUAGCAAUUAUUAAAUAUGUAGCAAAACAAUGAUAUUCGUACCUCGCUUGUACAGAUACCCGCAUAUUCAGGAUUUAAAUGUUUUUUAACCUCUUGCCUCCGGCUUGAAUUUAGGGACUGAAUCUGAUCUCCCAAAAUGUUCCCUGCAUCUAAGGCCAGUUUUACUAUGCUGCUGGUCGCCUCCUUUGGGAUGACCGUCUUAUGUGCCACGACCGUGCUGGCAAUCAUUGAUAACGCUGAUAAGGCUUCUCCUAAGGCCCGCUGCGUUUGUUGGCUUUUAAUGUCAACGACCCGAGCAUUUGAGGGUAAUAUCUUCCAAAUUUCGGAAUUGGUUUUGGGUGGAACAAACUGCUUCAAGUUACUUGGUAUUUUUAGAGCGAGUUUUAGUUUUUCUUUUGACUCCUUCGUCAAAGGACGUUCCACGGUUUUUCGAAAACUUUCAGCAAUUUGGGGAAGUACUUCUGCACCAUAAUCUGGACCCUUUUCGAUGUCCUCCAAUAAGAUGGCAAUCUCAUUAUCCACCUCGUCAUGCUGCUCUUUACCACCUCCGUUAAUCAUUUUCUCGACAUCAUCCUCUUCAUCCUCAGAUAACCCUAAGGACCAUGACGGCUUGACUGCUUGAUUCAUAUCUGCCGGUCCCCCAGCGACAGUUCUCUGCAAAUUUUCAAUUGUUUGCUGUUGCUCACUAAGUUUUGCUAAUAGAUCAGCCAAAUUUGUCUCCUCUUUGUCAGCCAUCUAAAUAAUUAUUUUUCUAUAUUAGUUUCUAGCAAAUGUGGGCCCCUCAGGGUACCACAGGCCCGUUUCCUAAUCUAGGAGCGUGGGGCUGAUAUUUUAAACUCGUCACCUUAUCAAGGUGUCUCAGAGUAUAUAUUUGAAUCUUUAUUUUAUAUAAAUUUUCCUUGGCCAUGCUAAAUAAAAAUAAAAAACUCCAUCCCGAGCUCCCCAGUCGAUUAUAAAAGAGUGGGCUUACCUCAUUAGUUGACGACAUGUCCCAGAAUAUCGAAUAACAGCAACUUUUAGAAAUUUUUAAAAAAAUUUCAAGCCGACGAAAAAUGAUGUGUCUCCCCGAAUGCCUAAAAAUCAACUAUGCAUUGUGACUGGUGUGGUGUGAGCAUGUGAGUGUGGUAGUUGUUUUUUAAGUGCAUUUCUGUGAACUAGGCGGCGCGUAGUGUCUCCCUGAUACCUGGAGGUCGACCACUACCAACUAUACUCCGUGAUGUAGGAGUAUGAGGAAUACGAAGCAAAAUUUAUACAGUUGACAGUUACAAACAUCCGAGUGAAUUGUAUGUAAGUCUAAUAAUCUCUUGAAACUGGCAUUUUGCAAUUCAAUAAUCUCACUAGUCUUUGAAAACUAUCAAAAUUUAGAAAAUAUAUUUUUUGCAACUUACUACAGAUUCGUAGUAAUUCGUGAGCUUUCAAUUCAAUAAAUAAAUGAAUGUAUGAUUACAAAAAUAACUAAAUUAGUAAUUAGUUAACCUAAAGAGUUUAUAAAUUGUUACACAUAUUUUUCAAAAUUUCAAAUAAAAAUUUACACCCUUAA
Messenger RNA from Folsomia candida, 7249 nucleotides. RefSeq lists its product as uncharacterized. Lineage: Eukaryota; Metazoa; Arthropoda; Collembola; Entomobryomorpha; Isotomidae. The record is from RefSeq and is a predicted model, not a curated record. The coding region runs from base 340 to 1299 and encodes 319 amino acids. The transcript has 7 exons.